CUGGCAAUUCUCCUCUCCUGGUGGGCAGCAACACCCCGUCAAAACGAGCCAAAAUGGGUGGCCGUCCGCCUCUUCCGCGGUCCUCUCCUCGUCUUCUUCUCACUCUUCCUCUGCGGCAUCAAUAUGGCUGGUUGGGCUGGAGCCGGUGUGAAUCAUGUGCUGAUCUUCGAAGUCGACCCACGAAAUCAUCUAUCCUAUCAGACACUCAUGCAAAUCGCCUCAUUUUUAAUUAUGCUUUGGUCACUUUCAGUGUUAGCCUAUCUCUACGCGCAUCUUUUGCAUAUUCCGCCAUUUCUUCCGCCACUAGCACUCAUGGUUAUUUGUGCGAUUAUGUUGUUUAACCCGAUUGCCAAACCCGAUUCGAUUUUUCACAGGAAUUCGAGAUUUUGGCUGCUUAAACAUUGCUAUAAUUGUUUCACAUCGCCUUUUCAUUUUGUGACUUUCACUGAUUUUUGGCUGGGAGAUCAGAUGAAUUCGCUGACCACUGCGUUUUUGGAUUUUCAAUAUUUUAUUUGCUUCUAUUCGACUGAAGUGGAUUAUUCGAAUUUUGAUUUGCAGGUGAGGUUUUGAGGGGAAUUUUGAGGAAAAAAUAUAUUUUUUUUGAAUUUGUACUCAAAAAUGUAUUUUCAAAAUUCAAAUCAGAUCAAAAAUUGAGAAAUUUGAAGCAUUGCUCAUAUUAGAAAUUUUGGCCUUAAACUCAUAUGGUUUUUUUCUUGGAAAAUUGGUAGCAUUGCUCAUGUUAAAUUCUAAAUUUUCAAAUUUUCCCGCUGAAAACCUUGUGGCCUAGGAUUUUCGAAAGUUAGGCCACGUGCCGAUUUUCUAGCGGGAAAAUUUGAAAUUAGACUUUUUCCCGCUAAAAUUUUGAAACGUUGACAAAUUUCAGCCAUUGCUCAUAUUAAAAUAAUUUUUUACGUGGAUUUUUCUUGGAAAUUUGAUGACAUUGCUCAUGUUAUAAUUUUAUUUUGAGGCGGAAAAAAUUUAACUUUAUAAUAUGAGCAAUGCUAAAAAAAUUAACGAGAAAAAUCUAUGUGAAUUUAAGACCAAAAUUUCUAAUAUGAGCAAUGCUUCAUUAAAUUUUUCAAAAAUUUCAAUUUUUCCCGCUAGAAAAAUUGCUGGCCUAAAUUUUGAGAAUCCUAGGCCACGUGAGGAUCCAUGUGACUUUUCAAGCAGGAAAAUUUGAAAAUUCAAAUUUUCGCGCUGAGAGAACACGUGGCCGAACUUUUGAUAAUCUUAGGCCACGUGAUUUUCAGCAUUAAUUAGAAAGAAUCGAUAAAUUCCAAUAUAAAAUCGAACAUUGCUCAUAUUAAACUUUUGAAUAAAAACAAUUUUUCACUUAAAAUUUCCCAUUAAUUAUAUGUAGAUUCUAUAGAAAAAUUGAUAGUUUUAAGUCUAAAAUAGCAUUGCUCAUACUAAAUUUUGAAUAAAAACAAUCUUCCAGGUCAAAACCAUCAACACAACAACAUCAAGUGUCCCCUGGGGAUAUGUAGACAUUGCAACCGGCAAAGACAUGUGUAUGAGUGCCGCAGGCGUCCGAAGCUUCGUCUCAAUCAUCCCCGCAAUGGUGCGCUUCCUCCAAUGCUUGCGGCGAUAUCACGACACCAAACGCGUGCAUCCGCAUCUCGUCAACGCCGGCAAAUAUUCCACGACAUUCCUUGUUGUCGCCUGCGGCGCCUUCUUCAAAUCCAACGACAAGAACCAAGAUGUGACGUCACCAUUUUAUUAUAUUUGGGUGCUGAGCUAUAUCAUGAGCUUUACCUAUACGUUUUUGUGGGAUAUUUUUAUGGAUUGGGGAUUGAUUGACCCCAGGGCGCCAAAAGAUGUGAUUUUUUUGCGAGAGGAGAUGAUUUAUGGGAGCAAAUGGUAUUAUUAUGCUGCUAUUGCUCAGGAUUUUGUGCUGCGACUUAGUUGGGUACUUAAUGUAUCCCUGGGAGAAGCCUGGACUUUAGAUGGAGAUCAACUUACUACAAUUACGGCACCUUUUGAGGUCUUCAGAAGAUUUAUUUGGAAUUAUUUCCGAUUGGAAAACGAACAUGUGAAUAAUUGUGGGCAAUUUCGAGCGGUUAGGGAUAUCUCAGUGAAACCGAUUCGAAAAGGAGAUUUGGAGAGUUUGGUGUCGAAAAUGGAUCAAAUGGAUGGAGUGACACAUCGUGGAGUGGAUUUGAUGGAAAGGGUGAAAAAACAGAAGAAGGCGGCGAAAUCGACGAGGACAUUGCUGAAAAAGACGAAAUUUAAUCGAUUGAUUACGCCGGCGCCGAUGGCGACUGCACUUGUUGAAACGUCGCAUUAGAAGAAGAAGUGUACUUCUUGAGAGAGAUGUAGAUAGAGAUUUAUUUUUUUUAGUUAUUUUCUAGAAAGGGGGAGGGAGGGUUUUGGAGCGGGAAAUUUGAGAUUUUCUAUUGAAAAUUAGGUAUUUUUUGAGAAAAAUUCCAUUUUUUGAAGGAAUUUUAGCAUUGCUCAUGUUAAAUUUGAGAUUUUCUACAGAAAAUUUGGGAUUUUUGAAGGAAUUUUGAGAAAAAUUCUGAAUUUUCAAUCAAAUUUAACAUUGCUCAUGUUAAAUUUGAGAUUUUCUACGAAAAAAAUUUUGGAUUUUUAAGGAAUUUUCGAAAAAAAUUCUGAAUUUUCAAUCAAAUUUAACAUUGCUCAUGUUAAAUUUGAGAUUUUCUACAGGAAAUUUGAGAUUUUUUGAAGAAAUUUUGAGAUUUUCUACAGGAAAUUUGAGAUUUUUGAAGAAAUUUUGAGAUUUUCUACAGAAAAUUUGGGAUUUUUGGAGGAUUUUUUGAGUAAAAUUCCAUUUUUCGAGCGAAAUUUAACAUUGCUCAUGUUAAAUUUGAGAUUUUCUACGAAAAAAAUUUUGGAUUUUUAAGGAAUUUUGAGAUUUUCUACAGAAAAUUUGAGAUUUUCUAUAGAAAAUUUGGGAUUUUUGGAGGAUUUUUGAGUAAAAUUCCAUUUUUCGAGCGAAAUUUGAGAUUUUCUACAGAAAAUUUGAGAUUUUCUAUAGAAAAUUUGGGAUUUUUGGAGGAUUUUUAAGAAAAAUUCCAUUUUUCGAGCGAAAUUUAGCAUUGCUCAUGUUAAAAAAUUUGGGAUUUUUGAAGGAUUUUCGAGAAAAAUUCUGAAUUUUCAGUGAAAUUUGAGAUUUUCUGGUGGAAAAUGUGAAAAAUUGCUCAUAUUAGCUCUUGGAGCGGGAAAUUUGGAAUUUUCUACGAAAAAUUCUAAUUUCCAGUAAAAUUUAACAUUGCUCAUGUUAAAUUUGAGAUUUUCUACAGAAAAUUUGGGAUUUUUGAAGGAAUUUUGAGAUUUUCUACAGGAAAUUUGAGAUUUUCUAUAGAAAAUUUGGGAUUUUUGGAGGAUUUCUGAGUAAAAUUCCAUUUUUCGAGCGAAAUUUGAGAUUUUUUGAAGGAAUUUUAAGAAAAAUUCCAUUUUUCGAGCGAAAUUUAGCAUUGCUCAUGUUAAAUUUGAGAUUUUUAGAGGAAUUUUCGAGAAAAUUCCAAUUUUCGAGUGAAAUUUGAGAUUUUCUACAAAAAUUUUUGAGAAUUUGAGAUUUUCCUCAAAAUUUGGGAUUUUCUGCAGAAAAUUUGGGAUUUUUUGAAGGAAAUUUAGCAUUGCUCAUGUUAAAUUUGAGCAUUUCUAGUGGAAAAUGUGAAGAAUUGCCCAUAUUAUCCAGAAAAUGCGAAUUUCAAUUGAAAAUUUGGAAAUUUUCACCAGAAAAUACAGGAUUGCUCAUGUUAAGCAAAUUUUCAAAAGAAAAUUCACAUUUUUCUUGAAAAACUAUGAGACACAUUGCUCAUAUUAGACAAUUUUUGGAUUUUUCCAAGAAAUUUUGUGGGAAAUUUCAUUGCUCAUGUUAAACUUUUUACUAAUACAAAUUUCCUCCGAAAAUUGACCAAAAAAUUUCCUGAAAUUUUUUUGUAGCAUUGCUCAUAUUAACCCCAAAAAACCCUUUUCCUCCCCCAUUUUUUUCCCCAUUUUUCUCAUAUUUUUUAUUCCCCAAAAUGUUCACUUGUAGUCACAAAACCUGGCCAAUUCUACUUGCAAAAAAUGUUUUUUUCUGUAAUUUUUCUAUUUUUUUUCUUGGUUGUCAGCAGCUUUACCUGUAAUUCCCCUAAGUCAGUAUUUUUUUUGAAAAAAUAUUUUUUGAAAAUAAAUCACUCGAAAAUCCGGUCAUUUUUGGGUAAAAAUGGGUGAAAAUUCGCAAUUUUCAGCCCAAAAAAACCUGAAAAUCUGAAAUUUUCAAUUUUUCAGGUUCUACAAUGUGCUCGCGAAGGUUAUUUGAGUCAUGGAGUUGAGCUAAAUUCGAUUUUGGUCGCCUAUUCGAAAUAUCGAUCGAUUCGCGAUGGAUUGAGAAAAGAGGCCAGGUUAGUUUUUACGGGGUGGCCUAGUUUUUGCAAAAAUUAGGCCACGUGGUUUUUGGGCGCGAAAAUCUAGAGUUUUGAAUUUUUUUCAGAAACUUUGAAUUUUCAAAUUUUCGCGCCUAGAAAAACCACGUGACCUAGUUUUUGCAAAAGUUCGGCCACGUGGUUUCUGACCUCCAAAAUGCAAAUUUUUCACAUAAACUACACUAUUUCUGGCCUAGACUAUAGUCUAGUUUAAGCUAAACUAUAGUCUAAUACAAUUCCUCUUGACAAUCCUGAAAUUAAAUUUUGAAUUUGAAAUUUCUGGCGGCCAAAAAUGAGGGUGGCCUAGUUCUUGCAAAAGUUCGGCCACGUGGUUUCUAGGCGCGAAAAUCUAGAGUUUUGAAUUUCCAAAUUUUCCCCGCUAGAAAAAUCACGUGGCCUAGUUUUCGCAAAAGUUCGGCCACGUGGUUUCUAAGCGCGAAAGUCUAGAUUUUUGAAUUUUCAAAUUUUCGCGCCUAGAAAAAUCACGUGGCCUAGUUUUUGCAAAAGUUCGGCCACGUGGUUUCUAGGCGCAAAAAUCUAGAUUUUUGAAUUUUCUAAUUUUCCCCGCUAGAAAAAUCACGUGACCUAGUUUUUGCAAAAGUUCGGCCACGUGGUUUCAAGGCGCGAAAAUCUAGAUUUUUGAAUUUUCAAUUUUUCCCGCUUCAAAAACCACGUGGCCUAGUUUUGGCAAAAGUUCGGCCACGUGGUUUCUAGGCGCGAAAAUCUAGAUUUUUUGAAUUUUCUAAUUUUCCCCGCUAGAAAAAUCACAUGGCCGAGUUUUCGCAAAAGUUCGGCCACGUGGUUUUUGGCCCCAAAAAAUUCAAAUUUUUCCAGAUUUUUCCGCAAAAACAUCUUCAAAACCGACCUGCAACCCUACGAAACUGCUGUGAUUUUUGGAGCCGAAAGUUUGGUGAGCAAAAAAAAUUUUUUUAAAAAAUCAAUAAAUUUUUUGCAGAUGGGCGAUUUGGUGCCGAAAUUGAGCGAAAUGCGCUCAAAUACAAAUUUGCUGGCUUGCCGCUUUCCGCUUCCGGAAAAUGACGCGUGGAAAUUGGUGAGUGGCAAAGAAAUGGCCUAGAAAAAGUUCGGCCACGCGAAAAUUUCCUAGGCCACCUGGUUUUUCUAGGCGGGAAAAUUUGAAAAUUCAAAUUUUCAAAUUUCAGCAAUCUCAAAUCGGCGAAGGAAUCGAUGCUGUCUGGAUUUAUACUAGACUAUAG
Messenger RNA from Caenorhabditis angaria, 5587 nucleotides. NCBI's taxonomy places the organism in Eukaryota, Metazoa, Nematoda, Chromadorea, Rhabditida, Rhabditidae. The record is from the annotation of a GenBank genome assembly.